Messenger RNA from Kwoniella shivajii, 252 nucleotides. RefSeq lists its product as uncharacterized. NCBI's taxonomy places the organism in Eukaryota, Fungi, Basidiomycota, Tremellomycetes, Tremellales, Cryptococcaceae. Bases 1 to 252 code for a protein of 83 amino acids. The record is from RefSeq and is a predicted model, not a curated record. The transcript is spliced from 3 exons.
AUGGGCUGUAUCAGCUCAAAAAACUGUUGUGAUCCAGACAGUGAAUUACCUGGACAUGAGAUAUGUACAGGUGUCAAGAAAACUCGACGUCAGAGAUCACGACAUUAUUCAAAUUUACAAGAACGUAAAGGACGACGAGCAUCGAAUACUUCAUCAUCAAGUAGAAAUCCAAUGAUACAGAGAGAUUCAGUGGCCGAGAUGAGGGACAUGAUAGCCUCAAUGGGAGGAUGGCAUGAGUCUGCUCAUACAUAA